AUGGCGGCGGCGGAGCUGCAGGAGCUGCGGGCGCUGGUGGAGCGGGCGGGCGGGCGGCAGGCCGUGCUGCUGGUGGCUGAGGUGGCGGAGGGGGCCCCGGCCGCGGCCACCCUGACCGCCUUCGCCCGCGACCUCCUGGGCGACGAGCCCCCGGGACCGCUGCCCGGGUGCCGGUCCCCGCGGCGGGCCGUGUGCGGGCGGCGGGCGCUUGGAGCGCGGCUGCUGCUGGUGCUGUGCCGCGCCGGGGCGGCCCGGGGCGGCGGGGCCCGGGCCCGGCUGCGGGAGGUGGUGCGGGACGUGCGCGGCCGCCUGCCCCGGGCGCCGCCGCCCGCCGUCGUCGGGGUCCUGUUGCCCGGCGGGGAUGGGGAGGACGCGGCAGUGCUGGACGUUACGCUGCGACGGCACUUCCCGGUGCCCGGCACGGUGCAGGCGGCUCGGUACAGCCCCGGCAGCCCCGCCGCCCUCCGCGACUGCCGCGACGCAGCCUGCCGAGCCCUGCGAGCCGCCCUGCAGCACCCCGCAGAUGAGGGGAAAACGAGGGAGAGCUGGAGGUUCCCAUCCUUCCUGCACUGCAUUUCUUGGAACAGGAGGAGCCAGAGAAAAAGUCCUGAAGCAAAAGCUGCAAACAACGUUCAUGAAGAUGACCUGCAGAACCCCGAGGAAGAAGUGGCUCUGACCAGCCUGUCUCCCAAUGGAAACUAUGAAGCUGCUGGAAGCACAGGCACCUAGAGCUGCUGGGCACUCAGCACAGGCCAUGUCUUGGAUCUGCCCAGUGGAUCUGGAACACUGGGAGGAGGAGCUGGUACAGGCCUACUCACCCUCUCCUCCAAGGAGCCACUGCUCUGAGGAGAAGCUGCUCAGCUUCACUCACCAUGGGCUUCAGUUGCCACCAACAGCCUUUGAAGUCUGUGCCGAAGAGCCAUCCCCUGCUGCACUCCUCUGCCUAGGGGCCUGGAGUUGCUGCUGGACACUGGGCUGUUGAGAAGCCCUUGGGGGAUGUAUCCUGCAUCCUGGGCAAGAUGUUGUUGGGAUUUUUGAGUAUGAAAUGCAGCCACCUGCUCAAAGAGUGAGGAAUGUUUCCUGCUUCUGAGCAAAGUUCCCUGCUGAGAUUGCCAGGGCUGCCCUCCCUGGCAAACAGGUUGUGCUGCUUUGUUUCCCUGCUUUAUUGCAGCUUUGAAGUUUCUGCUCUGACUCUGAUCAGGAAAAAAAAAGAAAGACAAAUAACACUAGCACAGAGACUGCAAUGGGGCUAAAUACAAGGUCUCAGAUCUACCAGCUACUGAAAAGGCUUAAAUGUAACUGUGCACUGUGAAGAAUUCAAUGACAACCCACUGUGGGGAGCAAGAACACCAUCAAAGAUAUUGAUAGUAAUGUCAGUUGCAGCAGAGUGUGGUUUGGGAGCAGGAUCCAUCCCUCAGGCUUGUGUUGGUGCUCAUGGACUGACUGAUGGACUGCUUGGGUUGGAGGAGGUGGCAGAUGGGCAUCAAGGUAUGGCUGAUGCUAGAUGGGGUUCUGGGAGAGGCUUGUCUUACCCAAGACAUCCCCACAGCCCGGUGAUGGUAGGUCUUCGAGGUGGCCUGCAGCACAACACAAUGUGGCUGCUUCAUAAAUGAAUCUAUUUAAGUAGUUCCAAAGGGCUGCCUGUAGCCUGUGGAGUAACACAGUUCAUUAUAAAUCCUUGAUUUAUAAGGAAUAGUACUAUAAUGCCAAGAAUACCUUAUUUUAUUCAUAUUUUAAUGCAACAUAAACCAGGUCUUCUUUUAUUUUUAGCACAAGCUGCUGGGUUUUGUGUGGAGCUCCUGUCCUUUUGAAGUUUCAGACCAGAGACUUCAACACAUCAUGUCCUGUCUAGGUCUUCCCUGGGUUACCUGUCAGCACAUCCUCCAUGUGUGUCUGUCCUCCCUCUGGCUUCCUUUUUCCCCAGUGGCAGCGAAAUGUCUGUGGUCUAGCGAGCUCUGGCCAGCAUCCUCUCCCAGCAAUGUGCUUUUUGCAUCUCUCCAGCUCUUACCUAGAGCAGGGGAUGGGUUUUUUACUGUGCUCUGUUCAUGAUCAUCAUUUUCCAACAAACUAUUUUCCUGCAGCUCAGCUUCCCCACCAGUAGAUGCUGGAAAGCAUCUGCUUUACUCCUGCAGCACUCCCAGCUGUCACCAGGAGCAAGGGCUCUGGCAUUCCCCAAGCUCUUCAUCCAUGGAGAUUUUCUUGGGUGCUCCAAAAUAGCACAGGAGGUAACAGUGAGUGAAGAAAAUAUCCUAAAGCCCACCUAUCCCCUUUGCCCUGAAUCUCCCAGUCCCAUUGAUCCCCUUCUAGACCCCAUCCCCUGUUCGCUUCUCCAUGGCUCUUCCUCCACUGACCUUCUCCAAAACUCCCCUCAAUCUUUCUAGCCCCUGAACCCAGACCCCUCCCUGCUUUUCAUCCCCUGAAGCUUGAACUGUAUCAAACCAGAUGUGGAUCCUUCCUGUGACUGCAGUCCUUGUGCUGAGCAGCAUCUCCAUAGCCAUGUGUGUUUUGGGGCAAGAAGCAAGAGUCAGCACUGUCGAGCUUGGAAGAGGACACACAGUUGUCUCAGACUUUGUCCACCCCAGCACUUAAACCUUUCUUCUGCUUUACAGCUCACACUGCCUGUAAGCUCAAACUUACCUUCCCUCCUGUAGCUGGACCCAGCCAACAAGCAUCACUUUGGUCUUGACUGCCCCUCAGCCUCUCCCAUGCCCCACCCUGAGCAUGUUUUUGCUUCCCAAAAGCCUUUUUGUCCUUCACUCCUGCAUUUAGCUCCAUCUCAGGAUACCUUCAUGGCAGUUCAAGAUUUCUCUCAGCACGCCCACUCCAGCUGCUCUGGGGUGUCUGGAUGGAUCAACACAAGCAGCAGCACAUCCAUCAGGCAGGAGAGGAGGUUCCCCACAUAGUCAUUGUCCAUCACCAGCACCUGCCUGUUCUGCCUCCCCAGCAGGCUGAGGAGUUCCCAGGUGGUUCACUCCAGGAGGCAGUGGGCAGCAGCUUCCUCGGAUGCCACAGUCUCCUCCCACACUGCCAGGGAAAGGAGUGGAGGCAGUUGCACCACACAGCUACAACUGGGAACAGCCACCAGGUACGAGUACACACGUGGCCUUUGGUGGGACUAGACAAGCAGGAAAGAAAACAGCAGUUUUGACACAAAGAUUCCAAAACCUCAGCCAUACGCUGUUCAAUGUUGGACCUCUCAGGAAGAGCCUUUGUAUCUCAUCAGGCUGGUACAAUAGAUGAUGACAAAAUGGGAGUGAAAAAUGAUCACUACAUAUUUUAAGAGCAUCUUACCACAUACUUGGGAGCACUUACUACCUUCUCAUUAGCAGAAUCCAAUCACAUAGUAGGGACUGCACUCCUAUCAACCUGCUGCUACAGUCCACUUUGUGCAAUUUCCUCCUCCUUCCUCUGGCAAUGCUUAAACUGGAAACUCUGCUUGUAUUCCACCCCAUUCCUUCUCUGAACCCUGAGUGUACAACCUGUUGGUAUUUGUGGAAGACCAAAACCCUGCUUGACCUGACCCAGCAAAACACAAGCUGGUUUUUUUUCCACAUUAAAAAAAAGCAGCUUUCCAGUAGCAGCAGGUUUAGUUCACGAGGCAUGUCCAGCAAUGGAAUUUCUGUAGCAGAGUCCAAAUGCUUUUUCUUUGAUUGACAUCCAAAAGAAAGUCUUAGUUUACCUAAUCCUGCAUUCUGAAUAUAUGGCUCUUCCACCUCCUUCAGAAAAGGGUUAGUUCUGAUGAACCAGCCCAGUGCAGGAGGCAGGAGACAAGCCAAGCUCCCUGGGCAGAGGGCUGGGCAGGAAGGAAGUGAGGAUGAGGAGGAAGGCUCAUGCAAUCACUCCUCCACCUCACAGACUAGGGUGUGCUUUCCAAAUGGUGUAAGAACAUGGCAUCAAUGGUAUCACCUGCUCAGGGGAUCAACAGAGACAGCAGUAACUAUGCUGACCUACAGCUGCCUGAAACCUCCCUUAAAACUCCCCAGUAUUUCUCAGGGAUGUACUAAGAAAAUCUAAGAUGGACUUUAAGCAUGUUUAAGUUAAUUUUUCACCAACUUCUUCUUCAACAAACCUUAAAGAACUCACAGAAGCGAUACACCACUCUGAUGUAAAGAUCCUCCUUACCCCACAUGGCACACUGGCCAGGGAACCAGUACUCAGGCACUACUGAACUGGGACAUCAAAACACACCUAAAUGACAUUGAGCAGAUGCUGCAGGCAUUCAUACUGCUCAGGUAGAGUCUCAUUAUUUGCGAUUUUACUACAACUGCUACUUUUAGAUGGGAGCUGGGAUGCCUCCCUGCUAGGAUUUAGUCUCCUAGUACAGUUUUAACAGUAAUCAUCACCAAGUGCAAAAGAGACAGGAACAAGAAACUUUCCUCUAGUAGGCAGGCAUGGAAAUACUCCUCAUGUUCUACAUCCAGCUUGUGUGCAAUUUAGGAGGUUGCAAACAUUUCCUGUUCAGCCUUGCAAACCCUUCAAUUCCAUGAUGGGAGGUACUUUACAAGGCAGCCUGCUCUCUGAAUGCCUGGACAAGCACAGGCCCAAGCUCCAGCUCAUUGUCUUGCCAAGUCCCUACUACGUCCCUGUGCUGGGAACUCUGAAAUGAUACUGAAAACAAACCAAGUCCAAAAAUUUGAACAGAUUAUCCAUUUUUAUUUCCAAUAAAAAUUUAGAUCCUAGAUGGAUACAGCAUCUGCAAAAGACAAGAACAGAACCAUGUUACAAAUCCUGUUACUGGACUGUACUGUCCAUCAGCCCUCCUGGUCCCUGACAGCAAGCCCUAAUGCAUCUAGUUUCAGGAUUUAACUGCUUUUUCUAAUGCAGUAGAGAGAAAAUAUUGCACACCUCUAAAACCCCUUUGGACAACAUCACUAGAAAGAUAACUGCAUCAAAACUCUGGUGAGGGACCUAAAGAGACAGCCCGAUAGCCUCACUGAAGCUUUGUGGCCAAAUCAGGGACUGUGGAGCAGAGGUCAGGACAGCACAUCCCUCCUUACAUUUGGGAGGCACACAAAAAGAAACUUUUCAGUAGAUAAGAAGUGGAGCAGAAGGGUGUAAAAAUGCAUAUAUAAGAUCUGGGGAAAAGAAAUGCAGGUAGUUUUAGAAGGGAGCUAAGGAAGAGUCCCAGAACUCAAAGAGCCUUUCUAGGCUGCCUGAGGAAUCAGACAAACCCCCAGCCAGCUAUAAACCUCUCCCAGCUCCAAAAGGAGCACUCGUCAGAGAGCCGUGUUGAAUACACAAUAGCAACAAAACAACAUCAUAGUUCAUCUGUCCUCGAACUAUGUGGCAUUAAAAUGCAUCCCCCAAACUGCCAAUAAAUACCUUGUUGCUAAAACAGAUCCACUUACCACCCGGAUUCUGUGUCCAAUGGCCUUGGCAGGAAGGUUGGAGCGGAACUUGGCCCGAACCAUGCCGCUGUUCCCAUGGGCACGCGUCACCUUCCCCCAGAUGACCCGUGUCCUGUUGGGUUUGCCCCCGGGCGUUACAGUGUUGCUGGGGAAGAAGAGGACAACAAGGGCUGAGCACCUCAGGCACAGCUCCAGACAGCCUUGAGCAAGGACAGGGCAGACAAUGCAGCCACUUUAAGGCACUCCCAUAACUUCACAGCAUCUUUAAUGGGAUCAGCUGCCGCUUUGCUUUGCCUGUGAAAGUUGCCAGCCCUGGGAUUUUCACUCGAGCUUCCAAGCGAGGCAGUACUGCAGCUUGUAGUCUAACCAAAAGCUCCACUGCAGAGCAAUUAGCAAGUUAAAAAUUUGGAAAACAAUGACACUAAGAUGAUCAAACUGAAAAACCAACAAUUUCAACUCCAAAGAAAAUGUAAUGGUGAUCAUGCUGAGGGUCUGACCAACUGUAUUCAAGGUAAUUCUCAGCUCCCAUCCAUGAGCUCUACUCAGACAAAACAAGUGGAAGGUAACAACUGUUCUUCAAGCCUCUGUGGGUACCAGCCCAGUGAGGGCUCUGACACAGGCAUGCCAAAGUCAGGAGGCAAACUCCACCAGGUUUCAGAGAAUUCUUCUGCUGUUUGGCAACUCAGUAGCUCAUGGUAUUCACCACAAAUCCACCUCACUUCACAGAAUGGUUGGGAUUGGAAGGGACCUUUAGCGACCAUCUAGUCCAGCCCCCUUGCUAAAGCAGGUCCACCUAGAUAAGGUCACACAGGAACGUGUCCAGGUGAGUUCUGAAGACUCCACACCCUCCCUGGGCAUCCUGUGCCAGGGCUCCCUCACCUCAACAGAAAAUACUUUUUCCUUAAAUGAAACUUUUUGUGUUCCAACUUCUGUCCAUCAUCCCUUGUCCUGUUUAUUUACUCUUAUAAUCCUGCCUUCAGUUUUUGUCAAGUCUCAGGCAAAAUUUGCUCCUCAUCCCAGUUGCUCUCUAAUGUACCAUCUGUAAGAGCAAAUGACUUCUUUCACGUGACUCCACGAUGUGAAUUAUGAACACACAGGCCAAGUGAAGCAAAAACAACCAGAGACUUCAGAAACAAAGUCAACCCAAGAAGCCAAGCCACACAGUUCUCCACAGUCUUGUGAUAAAUUCAGCCAAAUUAGUUUUGUUGAGCUCAAGAAACAGACUGUUCAUCCUGGCAGCUGCAAAGGCUGAUACAGAGGUUGGCUAAUUCAGCCUAAUUAAAAGUGACUUACUUUUUGGCUUUGUACACGUAGGCACACCUCUUGCCCAAGUAGAAGUCUGUCUCCUGACGGGCAUAAACACCUUCAAUUUUCAGAAGGGCAGUGUGCUCCCGCUGGUUUCGGAGGCCACGUUUGUAGCCAGCAAAAAUGGCUUUGCACCACAGCCUAAAGGCACCAAAAACAUUCACAAGUUAUAAUUAAAACUGUCAAACGUACAAUCAAGUCACGUGCUGCUUCAUCAGAAACUAUUUCCACAUCAGCAGAAAUUUAGCUCAAGAAAAAAACCCACUGCUUUUGCUUUUAUAAAUGACUGCACACCCUUGCAUUCAGUCACUAGGGGAAAGCACAGUCACUGGGAUGGAAGGAUAUAUGAGAACUUUGUAUCU
Molecule: messenger RNA, 7015 nt
Organism: Colius striatus (speckled mousebird)
Lineage: Eukaryota; Metazoa; Chordata; Aves; Coliiformes; Coliidae
Gene: C12H2orf72
Product: chromosome 12 C2orf72 homolog
Exons: 3
Coding region: 1-729 (242 amino acids)
Source: RefSeq, a predicted model, not a curated record